AUGGCGAACUCAAAAUACGAGUACGUCAAAUCAUUUGAGCAGCCCGACGUCUUGCUGCCGAAUACCUGGAUCGUGAUUCGCAUCGACGGCAGAGGAUUUCACAAACUUUCCGAUCGCUAUGGAUUCAUCAAACCCAACGACCGCCGCGCGCUGGACUUGAUGAACGCCGCCGCCGUGGAGGUCAUGAAAGAACUCCCAGACCUAUGCAUCGCCUAUGGCGUGAGCGAUGAAUAUAGCUUUGUUUUUCACCCCAGCUGUCAGUUAUUCGAGCGACGCAGCGCUAAGCUCGUCACGACGAUUGUGUCCACGUUUACAGCACAUUAUAUCUAUCAAUGGGGGACGUAUUUCCCAUCUACGCCUCUGCAGCCUCCGUACCUGCCCUCGUUCGACGGACGGGCGGUCCUGUACCCGACCACUAGGAUCUUACGCGAUUAUAUGAGUUGGAGACAGGUGGAUUGCCACAUCAAUAAUCUCUACAAUACGACGUUUUGGACGAUGGUUCAGCAGGGAGGGAUGAGUAACACGGAUGCUGAGAGGGAGUUACAGGGGACUGUCUCAUCCGACAAGAAUGAGAUCCUCUUCAAGAGGUUCGGGAUCAAUUAUAACAACGAGGAUGAGAUGUUUAAGAAAGGGAGUGUUCUUUAUCGUCAGUAUCAAUUAGAAGAUCCCAAGCCUGAGUCCAGAUCAAGGCACGGGGAUGAUGAUGAGGCACCGGUGGACGAAAGCAAAACUUCAAAGUCGCAGCAAGACAAACUGCGUAAAUUGCGACGGAAGGCACAGGUGGUCGUUGAUCAUGUCGACAUUAUCAAGGAUGAGUUCUGGGAGAGAAGGCCUUGGAUUCUCUCGGGCAAGCCAGGUAAAUUGCCCGAGGCUUGA
Molecule: messenger RNA, 876 nt
Organism: Aspergillus viridinutans
Lineage: Eukaryota; Fungi; Ascomycota; Eurotiomycetes; Eurotiales; Aspergillaceae
Product: tRNA guanylyltransferase
Exons: 8
Coding region: 1-876 (291 amino acids)
Biological process (GO): tRNA modification
Molecular function (GO): tRNA guanylyltransferase activity; magnesium ion binding
Source: RefSeq, a predicted model, not a curated record